Molecule: messenger RNA, 1823 nt
Organism: Solenopsis invicta (red fire ant)
Lineage: Eukaryota; Metazoa; Arthropoda; Insecta; Hymenoptera; Formicidae
Gene: Taf11
Product: transcription initiation factor TFIID subunit 11
Exons: 6
Coding region: 284-1030 (248 amino acids)
Biological process (GO): RNA polymerase II preinitiation complex assembly; transcription initiation at RNA polymerase II promoter
Cellular component (GO): nucleus; transcription factor TFIID complex
Molecular function (GO): protein heterodimerization activity; transcription coactivator activity
Source: RefSeq, a predicted model, not a curated record
GCCAGCAGCAGAGAGGUUUUCCCAGGUUUUCCUCUCUGGCCAGCAGAGUAUAAUCUCUUUGGUUAGAGGGGAUAUAAUCGAAGCAGCAAACCAGCAAACUAACCUGUACCUGUACCUGUCUGUACACUCUGUACCUCGCGUCGCGUCAUUGUUGUUACUGUUCCGGACAAUGGUUCUUUAUUGAAAAAUAUAUUUUUAAUGAUAUCAGUGGCAGAUUGCCUUGUUAUUACGGCGAAUAAUAGUAUAAAUCAUCCCAUUUUACUUUACAAUAUAUUUGAUAAAAAUGGAUAAUAUCUUUGGGAAGGAAGAUUCUGGGGAUGAAAGGGAGUUCAAGCAUAAAGUGAAUGAUAUUGAGGAUCAUAAAGAUAACAAAAAUGGUAUUGCACAAAAUUUAGAGUUCAAAAAUACUGAAGCUAUGGAGGUUGAUGGUGAACAGAUUAAGGUGGAGUCAGAUGCAAUGAGCUCACAAUCGCAGUCGGAUGCUGAAGAGAUUGAAAAUUCAGGAUCUAAUUCUAUAUGUCCAGUUAUGGAAAAAGAAAUAGAGGUUGAAAAGCAUGAGCUUGAUAUAAAGGAUGAAGAACCGACUGUGGAAGAUAUAUUCAGUAAUGACAUUAUGAUACCUCGUGCUAAUCCAAUCAACGCAAAGGAAAGACGUGAAAGUAAGGAGAAAAGCAAAAGGGAAAUAGAAGAGGAGGAAAGAGAAAAGAUGCAAGUGCUAGUAUCUAACUUCACUGAAGAUCAGCUGGACAGAUACGAAAUGUACAGACGAGCUGCAUUUCCAAAAGCAGCUAUAAAAAGAAUCAUGCAGACCAUAACGGGUUGUUCUGUAUCUCAAAACGUCGUCAUAGCUAUGUCGGGAAUUGCUAAAGUAUUUGUUGGUGAAAUUGUUGAAGAAGCUUUAGACGUUAUGGAAGCCCAAAAUGAAACUGGUCCAUUACAACCCAAGCAUUUGAGGGAAGCUGUUCGUAGAUUACGAUUACAGGGCCAAAUACCGAAUGGUCGAGGGCACAAAGCUUUUUUCAGGCUAUAAUUAAUUUGAUAUUUGAUAUAUUAGUACAAUGCGUCUCUUAUAGAAGCCUGUCGACAUUAGAAUCUAUGAGCGUAAUCCAAAUGUAAAUUAUACAAUUUGCCUGAUAAGAGAGGCGAUCUGUUUAUAUAUUAAAUUAUUAAGGCUAUUCACUUUUUACAUUCAAAGUGUUCUGUCUUGACUGAUUAAAAUUACUUAAUACAUUAAAAAUUCAUUUUUUUUUAUUGACAAUCGAUUUUUCAUCUUCAAGUAGAUGAACUCAUAGUUAUAUAUAUUCUUACUUAUAUAUAUUCUUACUACUCUAGCAAGCAAACUUUAUUUCUGUAAUAAUUAUACAUUUUGAAUAGUGAGUCACUAAAAUACAUAGAUCAGGUGAAUAGCAAAAUAUUUUAUUACAGAUUAAAUAUGCAUGCAAUAAUAUGUAAUAUACUCAUUUAUAUUUCAGCAGUUUCAUGAAACAUAUCUUAUAUAUGUAUAGGGAAGUCUAAUCUAAUGAUAAUAUUUAAUUAUAUUUUUAUAUGCGCGAUGUAGAUGCAGCCAUGAAUCAUUAUAUCUUUAUAGCAUAUUUUUAAGUAGAAUCUGAUGUAACGUUUUAUAUUUUGCUGUCAUUGAGCUUGUUUGCUGCCAAUUUAUUAAUAUAUGUCUUUAUGUAAAUCUUAAAAAAGUUUAUAAUUAAUUAAUAUUAAACUUUCUACAGAUAUAAUUUACAAGAAUUGAUUAUAUAUAAAAACAGUCACUGUUUCUUCAAAAAUAAUAAGUUAUAAUACAAUUACUGAAUUUGAAUAAACUAUUCAAA